Messenger RNA from Trichobilharzia regenti, 1479 nucleotides. Lineage: Eukaryota; Metazoa; Platyhelminthes; Trematoda; Strigeidida; Schistosomatidae. The record is from the annotation of a GenBank genome assembly.
AUGACUAAAACCUAUGAAGACUUGGAUGCAAUUACACAAUUGUUAGAAGAGAAACAAACAGAUCUUGAAUUGGCUGCAAAAAUUGGCAAAAAUCUAUUGGAAAGAAAUCGUGAUCUUCAAUCCAGACUGAUUGAAACAGAGAAAAAUUUAUGCGCACGUGAUGAAGUGAUAAGUCAAUUGAAUCAUAAUCUCAGUGUAAAAGACAGUUUACUACGGAUAUUUUUAAGGGAUUCUGAUCAACUUGCAGAUGGUAAUGAUGACCAGAUAAGUACAACAUCCAGUGGACGUGUAUCACCUAUUCGUAGUCAAGGUUUAUCAUCCAGUACUGGAGGUGAUGGACUCUCCUUGUCUUCAGUCAACUUUUCCCAGUUGAACAGAAAACUUCAAGAUUUAGAAGAAGAGAAUAAUAUACUACGUCAAGAGCGUAAUCAUUUAGAAAGUCGAGUUAAACAGUUGACAGCAGAAAAUGAAAUGUUGAUUAAUCGUCUGAAAGAAGCGCAAAUAUCACAGUCGUUAUUGACAAGUGAAUUGAAGACAUCACGUGAUAAAUACGAUGAAUGCUUAACACUGUAUAAUGAAGCAAGAUCGGAGAUUCGUGCACUACGGAAACGUUCUCGUCGUAGCUAUUUUCGUCCUGGUUCCCUAAUGUCUAACACAUCUAUCAUGAAUAGUCCAACUUCUUGGCAUCAUACACCAUCAUUGUCAUCUAAUUAUUUAAGUGGAAUUGCUAUAACACCUACUCAGUCAGAUCCAGAUCCUACAUCCUGUUAUAAUCCUUCAUCUUCGCAUCAAAACGUUAGUGAUGAUGACGAUGGCAGUUCAUCAUCACUGGAUAUGCUGGCUACACAACAACAUCCUGGUUCAGAUAAUUUAGAGACUACACUGGCUGCAGAUUUAGCGCAUACAAAAAUGAAAGAAUAUGCUGCUGAUAAUGUAAAACAUUUGUUUCGUGCUAUGGAACAAGUUCGAUCCACUCGUACACCGAGUAGUCAGCCAACUUCAUCAAUUGAUAAUAAUAAUAAUAAUCAUAAUAUAAUGCUGCCUGAAUCAGGACAAGAAGAUACAGUCUCCAGUAGUGGUUUUGUUAGUGGAUCAGAACCAUCAGAAAAUCUUCGUAAACAUAGAUCCGGUGGAAGUGAACAAGUUUCUGAUUCUGGAAGUCCUUAUGCUGGCAGACUACUGGCUAAUCAAAUAUUAGUCCUAUCCACUUACAGGAUGUUGAACGAAGACCAGGUUCAGGAGGUUAUCAACAACAGCAAACAUCAUCACUAUUAUCAAACCAGAUCGAAUCAUGAGCAUUUAUUGGAGUCUGAGAAACGACAUAGUUGGUUAGGCUGUUGUGAUAUCUCAUCCAAUGUCUCUGAGAAAGGAUAUCUUUCAGGUCAUGAUUAUAAUAUAAAGUAUAAAAAUAGUUUUGAUGAUAGCCUGCUAUCCUGUGAUCCUGAUGUGGUGGGAACUAAUCAGUUAUACUAUAAGUAG